Phoenix dactylifera (date palm) is the source of this 558-nucleotide messenger RNA. NCBI's taxonomy places the organism in Eukaryota, Viridiplantae, Streptophyta, Magnoliopsida, Arecales, Arecaceae. The record is from RefSeq and is a predicted model, not a curated record.
AUGUCGGAUGAUCCUGACAUGAUUCGGAGGAUUGUGGAGAGCUUCUUGAGAGCGAGGUGGACGGAGCAGUUAGGUGAGGGGCAUCGAGUAGAGAUGUCGAUGCCUACUGUGAGGGUGUUAGAGGAGGAGAUUAGGGCGACAAUGCGGUCCCUUGUGGAGGACAAGAGGACCUUCAUUAUCCUGAUACCGAAGAGGCAGGAUGCUACUGAGCCGGGUCACUUCCGACCGAUCAGCCUGUGCACCACUUUGUACAAGGCAACGGCGAAGAUUCUUGCCAUCAGGUUGAGGGAUUUACUUCCGAGGUUGAUCAGUUCGGAGCUGGGUGCUUUCAUAGGUGGUUGGAGCAUCUCCGAGAAUGUACUGAUAGCACAGGAGUUCAUGUUCGAUAUGGGGAGGGCCCCAAUGAGGAGGAGCUUGAUGGGGGUCGAGCUUGAUAUGGGAGGGUCUAUGACAGGAUGCGGUGGAACUUUGUGCAUCAAUCUCUGCAGGUGUUUGGUUUUCCGGAGACAUGAAGGAUUAUGGGUUGUGUCAGGGCUCCUUCUUUUGCCAUCCUCGUGA